Laccaria bicolor S238N-H82 is the source of this 2931-nucleotide messenger RNA. RefSeq lists its product as uncharacterized. The transcript has 7 exons. Gene Ontology annotation, biological process: spliceosomal complex disassembly. NCBI's taxonomy places the organism in Eukaryota, Fungi, Basidiomycota, Agaricomycetes, Agaricales, Hydnangiaceae. Gene Ontology annotation, molecular function: nucleic acid binding. Gene Ontology annotation, cellular component: U2-type post-mRNA release spliceosomal complex. The coding region runs from base 1 to 2913 and encodes 970 amino acids. The record is from RefSeq and is a predicted model, not a curated record.
AUGGCAAGGAGAAAACGCGUCAUGGACGACGGCGACGACUCUGAUUCAUCGGAUAGUCACGCUUUGGACCUCGACGAUGAUCCCGAUGUUAGAGCGGAACGAGCGCUUUUCGAGGAUCCAUAUCAACGGAAACGUAGAAGGAAGGGUGGAAAGGAGGACGCCUUGUAUGGAGUAUUCGCUGAAGAGAGUGAUGAUGAAAGUUAUUCGAAGAAGGCGUCAGUGAGGCGGAGUGACUGGGCGAAAGCACCUGCCUUUGUGUCAAGCGAUAAUAAAGCAAUGGACGUUGAAGGAGGUGAUGGAGAACAGGAUAUGGAGGGAUCUGCUGACGGUGAGGAUGACGAGUCUGAAGGCGAGGACGAUGAGAUUGGAGCGCCAGAAGAUUAUUCUGACGAAUCUGACCCUUCCAGGGCUCCGUCUCCCCGAGUGCGCGACGAGGACGAGUAUACAGAAAAGCCUCGUUUGGGUGGUAUUGGAUCUAAACCAUUCGGGACAACUUUUGAAGGUGGACUUGGUUCAAGGGUGGGACUAGGCUCGUCGAGGGGUGGAAUAGGAUCUUCUACCAAUGCAGUUCCUGCACCUUCGAUGCAUGGAGCUAGCACCGUACAAGGAAUAGGUUCAAGAUCUUCUAUAUCCAAUGUCUUGGAGGACUCUUUCUCAUCUCCCGCAUCCGUCUCAACCGACAACCUCCCUUCGAUGUUUGGCAACCAAAGUAAACGAUUUACCCGCGAGGUUACACCAGCUGUGAAAGCGGUCCCACUCCCCGCUGCAGAGCUAGCACACUUCAGCAAAAUUCAGGGCACAUUUGGUGCUCGGAUGCUGGCCAAAAUGGGCUGGCAAGCUGGAACUGGGUUAGGUACUACAGGCGAGGGUAUAGUAACUCCGAUCGAGAGCAAGUUGCGACCUCAGAAGAUGGGUAUUGCAUUUAAAGGCUUCAAGGAAAAAACACAACAGUCAAAGAUGGAAGCUAAACGGCGUGGAGAAGUAGUCAGUGAUGACGAUGAACAGACGAGGACUUCCAGCAAGAAGGGUAGAAAACAAGAACAGAAACGUUCUGAUGUAUGGAGACGCCCUAAGAAGGUGAAGACCAAGAUCGAGCACAAGACUUACGAACAAAUCAUUGCAGAGGCAGGGCAAGAAGCACCCACAGCCGGCCUCGGGCAAAUUAUAGAUGCCACUGGUGCGGUCCCCCGAGAGGUUUCUUCUCUCGCAGAUCUUUCGUUAAAUUCUUGGUCACCAUCCAACGAUCCUACACGAAUACCGGAAGUUCGUCAUAACAUCAGGUUAAUUGCAGACACAUGUAAGGGCGAGCUGAAUGGUCUUGCUCGCGAAGCAAAAGCUUUGCAAGUGCGAAAGGAGUUUGUAGCUUCCGAAGAUGCCCGACUACGGAAGAAAAUUGAAUACGAAGCUGAACUGAUUUCACGACUCCAGCGAGUUCAAUUGAUUGCGGCAGACGUUAACAACAUGUCGAAGGAACUUGCUGCGACGUACGAAGUAUCUUUGGAGCCGUUUUCACCUCUCUUCCAUAGCUUCAUCGACCAAUAUGAGAAGGAGUUUGAUAGAUAUCAAUUGGACGAGCUUGUCGUCGCUGCUAUUACCCCACUUGUUCGGCGCAUGGUCACCGCUUGGGAUCCUCUCAAAGACCCUACGGGGCUGAUAUCGACGUUCCGAGGCUGGCGGCGUGCACUCAAGGUCAACCACGAGGAACACGUACCACAAAACCAAAUGCCAGACGUGUAUGAAUCUAUCUCCUUCAAUAAUUCCUCGUCUGAAUCUUCUUCUAGUGAUACACAUAUGACCUACUUCGAGAGCUUAUUGUGGAACGUGUGGUUGCCGAAAGUGCGGACCACAAUCAACAAUGAGUGGUCUGCCGAAAAUCCCCAGCCAGCCGUAAAACUCUACGAAUCAUGGUCAACAUUCUUACCCCCCUUUAUUCGGGAUAAUUUCCUCGAUCAGCUCGUUUUACCCAAGGUCCAGAAAGCUGUUUCUGAUUGGAAUCCGAAGCGGUCCAGCGUGUCCUUGCAAAACAUUGUGUUUCCUUGGUUGCCCCAUGUGGGUUUAAGGCUUGAGGAUGUUAUCGGCGAUGCGAGGAGGAAGGUGAAGAGCCUAUUGCGCAGCUGGAUUGUCGGUGCAGAAAUGCCUCUGGAUUUGACUGCUUGGAAGGGUGUGUUCGAUGCAGGCGAAUGGGAAGCCAUGAUGCUCAAAUAUAUCGUUCCAAAACUCGGGAGAACAUUAAGGGAAGAUUUCCACGUAAACCCACGCGACCAAAAAAUGGAACCCUUGCAACACGUUUUGCAAUGGUCAGAUAUCAUUCGUCCUUCCAUAUUUUCACAGUUACUGGAAACCGAAUUCUUCCCUAAAUGGCUGGACAUUUUGCAUAUCUGGCUCAUCCAGCCAAAAGUCAACUUUGGGGAAGUUGCAAUCUGGUAUUCAUUUUGGAAGGAAGCAUUCCCCGAGGCCAUUCGAAACCUUUCUGGCGUUAGUCGUGGAUUCACUCGUGGCCUUCAGCUCAUGAACAGAGCAAUCGAGUUAGGUCCUCGCGCAUCAACUGAUUUGGCGCGCCCCGACUACCUUGCUGAAAUAUCUGGACCCAGUUCCCCUGUCCGUAACGGGGCAAAAGAUGGGGUUAAGAUCCCCGCACGACCAUCCGCGCGUGUACACGAGAUCACUUUCCGUGCUAUUGUCGAAGAAUUUGUCGCAUCACAUAACUUGCUGUUCGUUCCCACCGGACGCGCUCAUGAGCGCUCGAGGAUGCCGCUUUAUAAGGUUAGUGCCACUGCUGAUGGAAAGCAUGGGUUGUUGGUGUAUAUCUUGGAUGAUGCUGUGUGGGCACCACAAGAGGGUAGCGCGAGUUCGGAAAGCGACGAAUUUCGAGCCAUCGGUUUAGAGGACAUUGUUCAGCGAGCCACUAAUUGAGAUAAAUUUUGGAGGUCU